AUGAGAGGCACCGGCAUCAGAGAGGGUGCGACCAAGACCCUGCUGGCCAGGGCGCUUUAUGACAACCAUCCAGAUUGCUCCGACGAGCUCGCUUUCUCCAGAGGAGACAUCCUGACCAUCGUGGAACAAAAUGUCCCAGAAAGCGAGGGCUGGUGGAAGUGUCUGCUCCACGGGAGGCAAGGCCUGGCUCCCGCCAACCGCCUCCAAGUCCUCAGAGAGACCCCUGCAGACAGACCCUGUCCCCUGCCCCCGAGAGGCCUGGACUCAGAUCUCACCGGCUCUGAGGCGCCUUGCCAGGUGUUCAACUCGUUCUCCCCGCCAACCCCGGGUCCCGUGUAUGAACCGAUGAAGAGCUGGGUGGAGGGGCCGUCACCAGCUACUGCACAAGUCUACGAACUGCCUGACUCACCUUCCAGUGCCAGGAUCAUCUGCGAGAAGACUCUGAACUUCCCCAAGCAGGCCCUCUUUGUGCUUCCCAGACCGACGAGGGCCUCACUGCCGACGCUUCCUUCUCAGGUGUAUGACGUACCUGUCCAGAGGCAAGUCUCCUCGACCCUUGAGAGGCCAGAGAAGCAGCAGUUCUAUGACAUACCCACCAGCUCCCAGAAGGCUGUGUUCCACAUCUCCACCAGCCAGGGUCCGGGUGUUACAUUGGCACCCACAACGGCCUUCAGACAAGGUGGUGGCUAUAACCCAUUAUCCAGCCCUCAGAAAUCAGAUUGGAUUCAUGACACUCCAGUGUCGCUGGGAAAGGCUGAUGUCAGAAAUGCAUCUAUGACCAGCUUCACCAAAGAGUCGGGGACCAACACCAUCCCGGGCUCCUCUGCUGUCUGCAUUGGAGCCGUGACCCUCUCCCCACAGCUGGGGAACGCCGUGCAGAAGAAAAGCAGCCCCCCGGAAGAAACUUCGUAUGCCUUCCUGACCCCCAGGGGGGACUCACUUCCUUCUGAUGCAGGCAGCAGCUACAAGGUCCCUUCCAGGUUUCUCAUUCCCAGAGUGGAGCGACAGAACACCAAGCCUAACAUUUAUGACACCCCUAAAGCCAUGCAGGGUGUGUUUCAGAAUACUUCAAAAGCCACACAAGGGGUGUCUCUGGCAGGAAAGGAGCUGGAGAGAGGCAGAGAGGCUCCAGAGAAUUCCCCCUGGGUCUCCAGACAGACAAAUUUCCUGUCUCCCGACUCGGACCGAUUAUCUGUUGCCAGCUCAGACAGCAGGGCUAGCGUGGUGUCUUCAUGCUCCUCCCUAUCCACGGACUCCUCCCCUGGCUCCUCCUCAGAGGACUCCGUGAAGGAGCUGUGGAUGGACGCGGACUUUGCAAAAGAGACAGCGGUGGCUCUGCAAAGCAGAGUGGCCAGCUCAGUGGCGGGCCUGCUGCUCUUUGUAAGCAGGACCUGGAGGUUCAAAGACUCCUUGGAAACCAACGUCAACAGAAUCCGAGGGGCCGCUGACCGAGUAGAGGAAUCCUUAAGAGAAUUUCUGGAUUUUGCCCAAGGCGUUGGUGGGUUAGCUUGCAAUCUCACAGACAGCUACCUUCAGGCUAGAGUUAGAGAUCAGCUCCAGACGAUCUCUAGCUCCUACCAGAUGCUGCUGGAUGCCAAGGGGACCCUGGACCGCUGCAAUUGGUCGCUGGAAGUUCUCGUGGUGGACAAAGCCCAACACAGUGUGGAUGACCUGGAGAGGUUUGUCCAGGUUGCGCGGGUAGUUCCGGAAGACGUGAAGAGGUUUACCUCCAUCGUCGUUGCCAACGGGAAGCUCCUUUUUAAACAGAACUGUGAGAGAGGAGAGGUGGACUGGAGGUGUGAAAGAUGCAUCCAGCCUCCCCAAAGAGAAACUGAGUCCCACCCAGAGCGCAGCAGCCCCUUCCACAAACAGCCAGCAGCUGAGCACUCCCUUGAGCUGGCGAAGAGAAGCAGAGUGGGUGUCUGUGGGCAGAAGUCACCUAACCUACAAAAGAAAGGAAAGCACGCCAUGGAAGCAAAGUCAAAUGAAAACCAAGACUUCUGUGGCACGAGUCCUAUCCCUCUUCCCUCUCCUUCUCCCAGUGGGCAGAACACGGAGAGGAAGAUCCGCCUGUCUGAGCACAGCAGGCUCUAUUUCGGAGCACUCUUCAAAGCCAUCGGUGUCUUUGCCAGUAGCCUCAGCAACAGCCAGCCCCCUGAGGUCUUCAUCACUCAGAGCAAGCUGGCCAUCACGAUCGGGCAGAAGCUGGUGGACACGCUGUGCAGCGAGACCCAGGAGAGAGAUGAACGCAAUGAGAUCCUGUGUGGAAGCAGUCACCUGUGCGGACUGCUCAAGGACCUGGCGCUGGCCACCAAGAAUGCAGUGAUCCAGUACCCCAGCCCGAGUGCCCUGGGCCUCCUCCAGUCAGAGCUGGAGAAACUAGAGUACCACUCCCGGAAAUUCAGAGACACACUGGAAUGA
Molecule: messenger RNA, 2421 nt
Organism: Rattus rattus (black rat)
Lineage: Eukaryota; Metazoa; Chordata; Mammalia; Rodentia; Muridae
Gene: Cass4
Product: Cas scaffold protein family member 4
Exons: 7
Coding region: 1-2421 (806 amino acids)
Biological process (GO): cell surface receptor protein tyrosine kinase signaling pathway; cell migration
Cellular component (GO): cytoplasm; plasma membrane
Molecular function (GO): protein binding
Source: RefSeq, a predicted model, not a curated record